GGAUAUUUGUCAGAGUGAUCAGUGCAUGUGCAGCGGAGAGCCCAAAUAGCCAAACACAACACCAUCAACAUCCAUUCUUCGUCAUAAUAACCAUAACCCUCCCAAUGUUGAAAAUCUUCCCCUCCUUCUCCCCCUCUCGCUUUCCCAUCAGUAGUCGGCAAAUGUGAAUUGUGAGCCCUUUUUCUCUCCAGCAGCGAAAAACCCAGAAUUAAAACCCCCAUCUUCUCCUAACUAAAUUCUAGAAAUGCAAGAUAUACAUGCUAUUAGUGGAGGUGGAGGAGUAGCAGGCGGAGGAAACAGGUUGUUUGCCGGUGGCAGCGGCGGUGGAGAUAGAAGAUUAAGGCCACACCACAACCAGAACCACCAUCAAGCUCUAAAGUGCCCUCGUUGCGAUUCUUUGAACACCAAAUUUUGCUACUACAACAACUAUAAUCUUUCCCAGCCUAGACACUUCUGCAAGAGCUGCAGACGCUACUGGACUAAAGGUGGCGUUCUGCGUAACGUUCCCGUCGGCGGCGGCUGCCGCAAAACCAAGCGCUCCAAGCCUAAACAGGCCGCUUCUGCCGACGUUGCAGUUGCCGGGGCUCCGGCUCCCGGGGAACGGAAGUCCAAUUCUCAUUCUAGUAGCGAGAGUUCGAGUCUCACCGCGACUACAACGGCUGCGAAGAAAACUCCCGGAGCUGGCACAACCGGUGAGGUUGCGUCGGCCACGGUGAAUUCGUCGAGUUCGGGAGCUUCGAAUUUGAUGAAUUUCACGGACUCGAGGUUCUUUCUGGCGCAGAUGAAUCCAAGUACUAGUUUUGAGCAUCCUCAGCCGUUGAUUAAUCCUGCAGUUACAUCGGAGGGUCAGAUUUUCACGGAUAUGGGGAGCUUUACGAGUCUGAUGACUUCAUCUAACGAUCCGGCUAUGCUAGGAUUUGCUAACGUGACGGCAACCGACAUUUCGGGUUACCGGUUGCAACAGAGCCAUCAGGGUGCGGUUCUAGACGAUCAGAGCUCGAAUCAGAUGGCGGGGACUGCUGGUGGCGGCGGUGGUGAUCACGAAUUGAAGAUGGAUCAGAUCAAUUGUGGGUUUUUGGAUCAGACGGCCCAGAUUGGGUUCCCCGGGUUGCAGCAGAACAGAAUAAGCAAUGGUGGACUCCAGGGUCUCGAUUGGCAUAUUAACGGCGGAGGAGGUGGGGGUGAUGAUGGAGGAGGGGAGCAGGGAUUGUUUGAUUUCUCAGGGACCGUCGAUCAAGCUUAUUGGGGUCAAAAUCAGUGGGCUGAUAAUGAUCAAUCCCUGAAUUUUCCUCCCUUAGUAUAGUAAUUUUAAGAAUUUUUAACUCUGAAAAUAUAUAAUUACUACAUAAUUUGACCCCGAAAAUAAAAAUAUGAAAUCAACAAGGGAAAUGGCAUUUUGGUUGACUGCAGUUGCUAUGUAAAUUUGUUUUGCUUACUUUGUUGUUCUCACCUUUUGAAUUUUUUUUUGUCUCUUGGGCUUAUUAUUUUACUGCCGUUUGGGAUUUGGAUUUGGAUUAAGUCCUGUAAUUUCCUUAAGCCACUAACUAUAAGGUGGGUUUUUCUUUUUUCUUUUUUCUUUUUUUAUUUUAUUGUCUACUGGGGGUUGGAAUAUACAUCUGAACCCUUCUUCCCUCAUGGGUUUUGGCUUUCAAUGUACUGGGGGAUUAUGUUACUGAAAUAUGGAGAAGAUAUAUGGAUAUCAGGUUUCUCCUACUAUUUUCCA
Molecule: messenger RNA, 1723 nt
Organism: Coffea eugenioides
Lineage: Eukaryota; Viridiplantae; Streptophyta; Magnoliopsida; Gentianales; Rubiaceae
Product: dof zinc finger protein DOF5.4-like
Exons: 1
Coding region: 245-1303 (352 amino acids)
Biological process (GO): regulation of DNA-templated transcription
Molecular function (GO): DNA binding; DNA-binding transcription factor activity
Source: RefSeq, a predicted model, not a curated record